AAACUGCAAUUGGAUAACCACAACCAGAAUCGAUUUUGAAUCAUCAUUUCUAUAAAUAUAUACGACUCAUACAUACAUAUACAUACCUCUUAAACAAAACUGAGAUGAGUUUUGGAACUCGUCUUCUUUUGUUUCUCAUACUAACACUUCCACUUGUAACAUCUUCAUCCCCAAACACUCUUCAUGUUUCAGGAAUUGUGAAGACAGGGACUACAAGUAGAUUCUUGAUGAUGACCAUCGAGGAUUAUGACGAUCCAUCUGCAAACACCAGACACGAUCCCAGCGUUCCGACCAAUGCAAAGGCUGACACAACACCUUAAAACUCUUCUGAGUUUACUUGUUUAGUCUAUGUUGAAUAAAUAAAUAUAUAUAUAAUAAUCUCUCUCUUUUGACUGAGCUGAAUUCUCCAUUUCCUAUACUCUGUAUAUUAUUCAUCUGAGUAUCAAAGCAAAACCUUAAG
Arabidopsis thaliana (thale cress) is the source of this 460-nucleotide messenger RNA. RefSeq lists its product as uncharacterized. The transcript is spliced from 2 exons. The coding region runs from base 105 to 320 and encodes 71 amino acids. Gene Ontology annotation, cellular component: extracellular region. Lineage: Eukaryota; Viridiplantae; Streptophyta; Magnoliopsida; Brassicales; Brassicaceae. The record is from RefSeq and is marked reviewed.